CUGCCCUCUCAGAUCAUGAGAGUGAGAGAUUAAUGUCAGCAGUAAAUGAGGCUGUGGGCAAAGUAUCCAGUUUACUGUCAGUGAGACAAGUUCCAGAUAGACUGCUCCUGAAAAGGGACAUCAACAAAUACUGCAAAUUCAUCUGGAGAAACACCAGCACCAUCAACCACAUGAAAUGUGGUAGAGAGAAUGAGAACUACAGAUCGGAGAGCUGCCUUGGUGUGACUAUCCCAGAUGAGCACCUCAGUGGCUGUGCUGUUUAUCCACAUCCUGACAAGCCAGUCCCGAGAGAUCUAAAGUCAGAUGGGGUGGGAGUUCCUGACACUGACUUCCUGCUUUAUAUGUUCACUCACAACACAGAUAAAUGUCGAGCAGAGUCCAGCGUACUGGCCUAUUCUGCUCACUGUCAGACAGACUCUGAUGGGCGACCUCUAGCAGGGGCCAUGGUCAUGUGUAGAGAGCAGCUCAGUGUGGAGAGAUACACACAUGAGCACCUUGUGCAGACAGUGCUCCAUGAGCUGUUCCAUGUUCUGGGCUUCAGUAAAGAGCUCUUCAGUGGUUGGAUGGAUUGUUCUCUCUCCUCUCAGAUAGGUCUGGACUGCUGGUCUCACAGUCAAGUGACUAGUACAGAUGAGAUGGGACAGGUUAGACUGUAUUCUCCUACUGUGAUCAGAGCAAUGCAGAAUCACCUCAACUAUACUCACACUGGCAUAGGAGCUCCGUUAGAGAACAAGGAUGCUGGUUCUGAUGGUCUCUCUUCACACUGGGAGGCCCGUGUGCUGCAGGGAUCCAUCAUGACAGCUUCACUGAUGGAGCCGUCUCUGGUUCGGAUUGAUCCGGCCACACUUGCUGCCUUCCAGGAUACAGGCUGGUACUCAGUCAACCUCAGUGGAGCUCAGAGCCUGGUGUGGGGAGAGGGUGAAGGUGGUCAGUUUGGGUCUCUCUCUACUUGUCAUAAUUCCUCAACCUUUUUUUGCACAGGCAGUGGAUGGGGUUGUCAUUACCUUCACCUUCACAAGGGGGAGUGUCUCACUGAUCAGUACCUGGAUGGCUGCCACAUUUUCAAACCACUGGCAAAUGCUAGUGAGUGUUGGAAAGAGGAGAAUAAGAGAGGAAAUGGAAUGGAGGAGUGGAGUGGAGAGAUCUACGGCUCUGACAGCCGCUGUUUCUUAUCUAACCUCAACAGAAAGAAUCAGUCAACCCCCAAUGCAUCAGUGGCAGGUCAUUGUUACAGACACAGAUGUACUGGAAAAAACAAGUAUGAAAUCCAGGUGAUCGAUUCUGAUUGGUUGGGCUGUCCAGCAGGAAAAAGUAUUGAGGUGUCUGGUUAUCAGGGUUUAAUUUUCUGCCCAGACAAGAGAUUAUGUAAAUAUAAUGAUUUAAGCCCUCCCACUUCAAGACAACAUGCAAAUGUGCUUCCUAAUGCUGCUCCACCUUGUGAGAGAGAUCAUGAUUUGUUAGAGAGAGAUGAUGCCACUCCUCAUCCCAGCCUCAUCCCUCUCUCGUCAGUGGCAGUGGUCAAGGCAGAGAUCAUCAUACCAGUUGUGCUAAGCAUCACUGCUGCUUUCUCACUACUGCUUGCUGCAGUUCUCGUGUACUGGACGUGUUCAUCAGACAGGAUUAGAGUGCAUGCUGCCAUUGAGACUCCUUACAGGCUACAGUUGCCAAUCACCCAAUGCACCAGCCUGAACAGCAGAUAAAACUAAGGACACGUCCAGACUAAUAUGUAUUCAUUUGAAACCGCAUUGAUUUUGAGACUUUUGAAAAAUGCUCUCCAUAACUGCAUAAUUUGGAAAACGAGGUUUCAAAUUUAAAUGGAUUAGUGUGGACGUGGAAAAAAACUGUUCACUAGAAUUCCAAAUAAUAAUACAUUUUAAAUUAAUGGAGAUUAUUUUUAACAGCACCAGGAGUUUACAAUACAAAGAAGCACAAAUUGAUUAAUAUUUAAAAAAAAAAAAUUACGGUUAAAAUACACAUACACACCAAACUAAGCUAAACUGCACUACACUGUAAAAAUAGUGAAAUUGUUGUGUAACUCUUGCCAACAAUGUACUAUUAAUAAGCAGUACUAGGCUGUAUGACUCUUACAUUUUACAAAAUUCAAAAACACAGUACAUGUAAACAUUUUCCUAUACGUCUACAGAACAACUGACCAUGUUAUUACAGCCCAUACAGCAGGUAUAAUAAAUAAUAUAUUAUAGUAUAUUUUAGUAACAUUAUGGCCAAUAACGUUUAUUCUGUACUGUAUAUGUAUAAUUUAAAUUUCAACUAAUUGUAAUUUCUGAAUUGUCUUAUAGCUGAUGCUAUUCUGAUGACAUACAAUUUCUGAAAGCAUGAAAAGUACUAA
Messenger RNA from Myxocyprinus asiaticus (Chinese sucker), 2347 nucleotides. Its product is annotated as ciliated left-right organizer metallopeptidase. The coding region runs from base 33 to 1700 and encodes 555 amino acids. Gene Ontology annotation, molecular function: metalloendopeptidase activity. The transcript has 14 exons. NCBI's taxonomy places the organism in Eukaryota, Metazoa, Chordata, Actinopteri, Cypriniformes, Catostomidae. Gene Ontology annotation, cellular component: membrane; cytoplasm. Gene Ontology annotation, biological process: proteolysis; cell adhesion. The record is from RefSeq and is a predicted model, not a curated record.